This is a messenger RNA of Monodelphis domestica (gray short-tailed opossum), 4657 nucleotides long. RefSeq names its product solute carrier family 29 member 3 (gene SLC29A3). The record is from RefSeq and is a predicted model, not a curated record. Gene Ontology annotation, molecular function: nucleoside transmembrane transporter activity. Gene Ontology annotation, biological process: nucleoside transmembrane transport. Gene Ontology annotation, cellular component: plasma membrane; Golgi apparatus. NCBI's taxonomy places the organism in Eukaryota, Metazoa, Chordata, Mammalia, Didelphimorphia, Didelphidae.
GGGUGGGGCGGGGCUCGGGCGGAGCCCCAGGAACCCCAGUAGCCAGCCACGGUGUCUGGCCUAAAGGCCGAGGCGGCCCCCGGGGAGCAGCAGCUGCGGAGCCCGGAGGAGGCGACAUGGCCAUCGUCUCAGAAGAUAGAUUUUACCACAGCUCCAACUCCGUGUACAAAACCCCAAAUGGCCCUCCACCAGAUGAACAGUCGCCCUUGUUGGAAGGACAGCCAGGAAGCCAUUAUGGCUCUCCCAAGCCUCAUGAUCGCUACCAUGGGGCUUAUAUUAUCUUCUUUAGCAUGGGAAUCGGUUCUCUACUUCCCUGGAACUUCUUUGUCACUGCAAAGGAGUAUUGGAUGUACAAACUGCAGAACUGCUCUGCCCAGGGAAACUCAGACAUUCAGAACUACUUUGAGAGUUAUAUUUCCAUUGCCUCAACGGUACCCUCCGUCUUAUGCCUCAUAGGGAACUUCCUCUUGGUCAACAGGGUGUCAGUCCACGUCCGUGUCUUGACCUCCUUGGUGAUUCUCUUGGCGGUGUUUGUGGUGAUAACGGUGUUGGUGAAAGUGGACACCUCCUCGUGGACGUUUUCCUUCUUCAUCAUCACCAUCCUCUGCAUGGUGGUCCUCAGUGGCACGGCCACCAUCUUCAGCAGCAGCAUCUUUGGCCUGACAGCCUCCUUCCCCAUGAGGAAUUCCCAAGCUUUGUUAUCAGGUGGGGCUAUGGGGGGAACCAUCAGUGCUGUGGCCUCAUUGGUGGAUCUGGCAAUAUCCGAUGAUGUGACGGACUGUGCCCUGGCUUUCUUUCUGACAGCAGACAUCUUCAUUGUGAUCUGCAUUGUGUUGUAUCUGAUCCUCCCCAAGCUUGAAUAUGCCAGGUAUUACAUGAAACCAACCCAACCAAGCCACGUGUUUUCAAGUGGCUCCUUUGGUGAAGAAGAGCAGCCUUCAGACCUCCUCAAAACUCCAUCACAGGUCAGCAAGACCAUGGAUCCAAGCGCACCACCUCUUCGCUUCAUCCUGAAGAAAACAGCUACCCUGGGCUUCUGCGUGGUCUAUGUCUUCUUCAUCUCCAUCAUCAUUUUCCCUUCCCUCUCCUCCAACAUAGAAUCAGUCAACAAGAGCUCUGGAUCUCUGUGGACCAACAAAUUCUUUGUCCCUCUCACAAUCUUCUUCUUGUACAACAUAGCUGACUUGUGUGGCCGGCAGAUCCCUGCUUGGAUUCAGAUCCCAGGGCCCAAAAGCAAACUUCUCCCUGGUCUAGUUCUUCUCAGGACCUUCUUUGUUCCUCUUUUCAUCUUCUGUAACUAUCAGCCUCGGCUCCACCUGGACAAGGUAUUCUUUAAUUCUGAUAUAUACCCAUCCGUCUUUAUCUCACUCUUGGGAUUCAGCAAUGGCUACCUCAGCACCUUGGCACUGAUGUAUGGCCCCAAGAUCAUGCCCAAGGAGCUGGCUGAAGCUACUGGGAUACUGAUGUCAUUUUACCUGUGUCUGGGCUUAGCUUUGGGUGCAGCCUGCUCUGCCUUCGUGGUCCAUCUCAUCUAGGAGGUUGGAAAAAGACGGCAAUCUUUGUGCCAACCUGGCCCUUGAAGACAGCUCAAGAACAAAGCAGAAGAGCAUGAGAAGUAGCAGUUAGGUCACCCAUGGUGCCCAUCUUAUAUGAGGAACCUUUUGAAGAAGAGGAAGGUCCAUUAGUCAUUCAUGGACCAUUGAUUGAGUUCUCCCUAUUACCUGUUAUUUUUGGAGACCACCAAAGGGAAUAAACCAAUCUACACUCAAGCAACUUGAAGUCUAAACUUCUUUCCAUCACCAUCCAGACCUGGGAAGAACAUAGGAUGCUCCAAAAGAAGCAUUAUAAAUUAGACAUUUGAACUUCACUAAAAAGGACAUUAAGAAGGGUCUACAGAGGGAACCGAAAGCUUGCAUUGGAGGAAGACCUGUCACUGGUAAACUGGAUUACUGGGGUCAAAUCUCUUCCUCUCUCAGUACCCUAGGCAACUCUGUAAGACUAAAGGUUGCAGAUUUUCAGACUGCAUCAUUGAAGGGCAUUUUCACUCUGGAAUUUCCCUAAACUGGCGAAAUCACAAGUCCAGGCCAAAACAAGCCAUUCUACUGUGAAAUAUAUUCCUUUAUUUGCUAUGGAUAGAACAAUCCUUUUUUUUUUUCUUUAAUAGUUUGAGCUGGUUUCUUGCUCUUCUAAUAUCCAACAAUUACCAGUCAUUCAACCUCUCACUUUUUUUGGUUUGUGCCAAAACCCCAACAAAACUCUUUUUACUAAGCUUGAGUUCUUGUGGGUUCCUUAAAGCCUUGUCUCUCCCUGGGAUGCAGCGAUACAGAAUUCUUGACUGGCUGCUGGAGAGCUGGGGGCUCUCUCUAUGGCUCACUUCUACCCUGAAGGAUUCUUCUUGGAAUGACUUUGUCAUUGGCCAGAGGAACAAUUUUCAGCUAGUCCUUCAAUUCCAGAAGAGAGGCUUUUAUAUUCUGCUAGGAAGAUGCCAUUUGUCAAAUACCCAUAUAACACAGGAUCAUAAAUUGAGGCUCGGGAGGGACCUUUGACAUCAUGUAGUCCAACCUCCUCAUUUUACAGAUGAGGAAACUGAGACACAGAGAGGUAUCAGAGGUCACACAAGUAUUAAUAAGGGACAUUUAUAUAACUUCGAAGUUUACAAAGCACUUUAUAUUAUCUUGUUUGCACCUCAAAACAAUCCUAUGGGGUGGGUAGUAUGGGCAUUAUCUUUAUUUCCCAGGAGAAGAACUUGAGGCUUAAUGAGUAUCCAUGAGACCAUAGAUGGUCAGGGUCAGGCAAGAUUUGAACCUAGAUCUUCCUGAUCUUCACAUUCAAUGCUUUAUCCACUCUAUCAUGCAACUGACUCCAAAUUCAGGACUUUUUCCACUACACUAGAGAUUCUUAACCUUUUCUGUAUCCUGGAUGCUUUUGACAGCCUAGUGAAGCCUCAGGACCCUUUCUCAGAAUAAAAUCUUUAAGUACAUAAAUUAACAUGCAUAGAAUGACAAAAGGAACCUAUUCUACCCAAAUAGAAUUAUCAAUUUUUUUUAAGUUCAUGGAAGCUAAGUGGCUCAUUGAAUAGAGAGCCAGGCUUGGAGAUGGGAGGUCCCAGAAUCAAAUUUGACCUCAGAUACAUCCUAGCUAUGUGACCCUGGGUAUGUCACAUAACCCCCAUUUCCUAGUCAUUACUGUUCUUCUGCUUUAGAACCAAUUCACAAAAUUGAUUCUAAAAUGGAAGAUAAAGAUUUUUUUAAGUUCAUAGACCUCAGUUUAAGAGCCCCUUAGAAUUUAACUUGGGGUUACCCUCUAAUUUUUAGUUAAAAGCUCUGUUUUGCAUGCAGCAAUUUUUCAAUGUAAAAAUAAACUUAAUUUUCUCUUUUUUGCUCUAAAAUUUCUCCGACCCCUCCAUACUGGACCUUUGGAAAGCAUGAUGAAUUCUGCCAUUAGAGCCCAGAAGUGAUCCAUAGUCAAGUUAACUUGGGAAAUUCCAUUCUACAAUGUGCUGCCCACCUGUCUUAGGAAAUUAUCAGAGAUGAUAUUGGUGGAAUAGUGGGAGUGUCUCCUAAAACGUAACAAAAGGCGAAUUUGGAACCGGGUAUGCCAGAAGGUUGGGGGCUUGGGAGAGAUUUCUCAAGGGAAGGAGAAGCAAUUGGGGAGACAUACUGAGGGAGAGGAAAGGAUCAUGGGAUGGCCAUGGGAAAGUCACUCGAUCGCCUUGAACUCCAAUUUCUUCAAACAAUUUGAGGAAAAUACAAUAUAUCUACCUCAUGAGGUUGUUAUUGUUAUAAGGAAAGUGAUUUUUCAAACACUAAGCCACUUAAAUGUCCAAGACUGCAUUGAGAUCAUGCCAUAUAGGAUCACUUGAAAGACUGAGGGAUGAUCACUCUGGAGAAGGGAACACUUAAGGGAGAGAGAGUAGCUAUCUUCAAGAAUUUGAAAGGUUGUCACAUGGGAGAAGGGCUAGACUUGUUUUUGGUUGCCUCUUGAGGAUAGACCCAGGAGUAACCACUGGGAAUUUCAGCUUGAUUCAAGGAAAAGUUUCCUGACACUUAGAGUCAUCCAGAAUGGGCCAUCUAGGAGACAGUUUAGUUCCCUCCCUUUUUUUUUUCAUCCUUACUUUCUGUCUUAAUGACAACUCUAAGACAAAAGGGCAAAGGCUAGGCAAACAAGAUAAAGUGACUUGCCCAGGGUCACACAGCUAGGAAGUGUCUAAGGUCAGAUUUGAACCCUGGACCUCCUUUUUCCAAGCCUGACUCUCAAUUCACUAAGCUCCCUAACUGCCCCAUUUAGUUCCCUCUUAAUGACAGCUGGAUGAUCACUUGUCCAGAGUGUGAUCGAGGGAAUUUUCAGUCAAGUUAGGCUAGGCUAGCUAACCCCUGAGACUGUUUUCAACUCUGAGAUUCUCUGAGUUCUGCUGCCAACAGUUCUGUAACCAUGGCCAAUCACAGGACCAAAAAGGACCUGCAUCAUUGUCAUUCCAUUAACUCAGGUGUCUCCUUUCACCGAGUCUCAUGUGGAUUUACAGUUCUUUAAGAGGACUCCACAGGGAUUCUAUGGGUUGACUCCGCACUGUUGCCAUUUAUAACAUGACAAUGUCUGUACAUUUGUUUCAGGGACCAACUAAUACUUGUGAGUUUAAUAAAAACUAGAUGGUAUGGUA